Molecule: messenger RNA, 1456 nt
Organism: Phalacrocorax carbo (great cormorant)
Lineage: Eukaryota; Metazoa; Chordata; Aves; Suliformes; Phalacrocoracidae
Source: RefSeq, a predicted model, not a curated record
CGAGCAGCCCUCUCCCUCCCCCAGCACCGAUGGACUUUCCUCCCCACAGCGGCGGCACAGCCAUGAGCGCCCGGCCGCCGAUCUUUGUGGAGGGCGAGGAUUGCAGGGCGGCCUGGCGGAAGGCAGCGGCCGGCUACGAUGCACCAGACACCCACCUGGAGAUCCUGGGGAAGCCGGUGAUGGAGCGCUGGGAGACCCCCUACAUGCACUCGCUGGCGGCCGUGGCUGCAUCGAGGGGCGGCCGCGUGCUGGAGGUGGGCUUCGGCAUGGCCAUCGCCGCCACCAAGGUGGAGGAGUUUGACAUCGAGGAGCAUUGGAUCAUCGAGUGCAACGAGGGAGUUUUCCGGCGGCUGGAGGAGUGGGCCAGGACGCAGCCGCGCAAGGUCGUGCCUCUGAAGGGGCUGUGGGAGGAGGUGGUGCCGACGCUGCCGGACGGGCACUUCAGGGGGAUCCUGUAUGACACCUACCCGCUGUCGGAGGAGACCUGGCACACGCAUCAGUUCGCCUUCAUCAAGGACCAUGCCUUCCGCUUGCUGCAGCCGGGCGGGGUCCUCACCUACUGCAACCUGACCUCCUGGGGGGAGCUGCUGAAGACCAGGUACACCGACAUCGAGAAGAUGUUUGAGGAGACCCAGGUAGGGCACCUGGUGGAGGCCGGCUUCAAGGAGGAGAACAUCAGCACCACGGUGAUGGAGCUGGUCCCCCCCAAGGCCUGCAGGUACUACUCCUUCCACAAGAUGAUCACACCCACCAUCGUUAAGCACUGAGGGCGCCGCCAGCCUGGCACCGUCCCUCGGGGCUGCCCCGAAGCCGCAGGAAGCAAACACUGACGAGGAGAGGCUGGUUAUGUGCACUGGGAGGAGGAGAAAUUAAGCUCUUAUCUCCUUUGAUGCUAAGGACAGAAGAUCAAAGCUGAUUUAUCUGGAGGUGGGAGAUGGCUGGAGGCUUGGGAUGGAAGUCUGGGGGCUCCAGGAGACGUGGACAAAGGACUUGGGACUCCCUGCCCCACCGGGGAUGUCGGCGAGGGGAUGGAGGCCCCUGCCCCGGAGGGGUCUUCUGGGCUCUGCGGAGGAGGGUCCCACCCUGCGCUUGCCCAGAGGCUGGUUCCCACACAAGCCUCGCCCUCUUCUCCAAACACCUCAGUUAAGCUGCAAUUCAAGAGCACAGCUCGGAGCCUUUAGCCAAAGGGUUCACGGGCCAGACGUUUCCUCUAAAAACUGUAUCAUUUCUAGAAAUCAUGGGGUGGCUUUCGAGCCAAAUAAACUAAACCAGGCAGGAGAAAUGGGGAAGUCGGAGGCAUUUCGGCUGCUCCUGCAGCAGCUCCCCAGUGAAGUUUCCCACUGCAGCAAGUCCUGAUCCCAACCACCUCCUUGCAGUCCAAUAGCGUGUAAAUGACGUUUCCUCUCUCUACCCAGAAGGGAUAAAAUCCAUUAAAAAAACGGAAAGAAAUCCACAA